Amoebophrya sp. A120 is the source of this 414-nucleotide messenger RNA. The record is from the annotation of a GenBank genome assembly. Lineage: Eukaryota; Dinophyceae; Syndiniales; Amoebophryaceae.
AUGAGCCACGCUUAUGGGGACAAGAUUGGAAGAGCGUAUGUGGCAGAGUUUGCGAGGAAACAGAAAAAGAGACAGUCCGAAGGGAUUCCAGCCUCCGGCGUUAAUACCAGCGGCGACGGAGAACAAAGGCAGCAACUUCCGGAGCACUUGUUCCAAUUUUUGUUGAACGCCUCGUCGCCUUCUUCUCUUCCGCAACCGGGCCUAGGCCAUGGUGCUUCUGUGGUGAAAUUUUACAUAGCCGGCACAAGUGACGAUAAGUGGGGGAAGAUGUCGGCGCUGCAACAAGCAUUCCUGCUCUUGACGCAAACCGACAGGACCAUGCAGGACGAGACUUCACCAGCACCCGACGAGUUUUCCGAAACCAUCAAACUCCUCGCGGAGCUGCUUUUUCACGGGGCGAGUUGUCCCUUGUGG